Penicillium mononematosum is the source of this 1032-nucleotide messenger RNA. RefSeq lists its product as uncharacterized. The record is from RefSeq and is a predicted model, not a curated record. The transcript has a single exon. The coding region runs from base 1 to 1032 and encodes 343 amino acids. Gene Ontology annotation, molecular function: hydrolase activity. Lineage: Eukaryota; Fungi; Ascomycota; Eurotiomycetes; Eurotiales; Aspergillaceae.
AUGUCAACCAUCAAAACCCGUAUUUGCAUGAUAUCAGACACACACACAAGCACACCACAUCCACCCCAAAGAACAGACCAUGCCUACCGCUACCCUCUCCCAAAAGCAAACAUCCUCCUCCACGCCGGCGACCUCACAAAAGUGGGGUACCGCGUCGAGCACGAAGCAAUGAUCGCCAUGCUCACCGACGCCGACGCCGAGCUCAAGCUCGUAAUAGCAGGCAACCAUGACAUAACCCUAGACGAAGAAUACUUCACAACCUUCGGCUACACCCGCCACCAACGCCCAGAGCAACUAGGCGAAGAAUCCAUUCUGCUAUCAGACGACAACCUCCAAACCACCCUACGCACCUCCUCAACCAAGACCCCAAACAAAGACUCUCUAAAAUCCUACGCCCGCUCCAUAAAAUCCCUCUGGACAAGCGAGUCCGCCCGGAACGCAGGAAUAAUCUACCUAGAAGAAGGAAUCCACUCCUUCACCCUGUCAACAGGCGCAACAUUCACCAUCUACGCUUCCCCCUACCAACCAGAGUUCUACAACUGGGCUUUCGCAUACCCCCGCGAUCAAGACCGCUAUAACCCCGCCCCCGCCGCACUCCCUCAGCCCCAGAACCCAAUCCCCGAUUACCCGGCCAUCGACAUCCUACUAACACACGGCCCGCCUGCCGGGGUCCUGGAUCAGGUCCCGCCGGAUUUGAACGUUGGCUGUGAGAAUCUCCUUCGUGCGGCGCGGCGUGCAAGACCCCGACUGCAUCUCUUCGGUCAUAUUCAUGAAGGGUGGGGUGCGCAGCGUGGGGUGUGGGAUGAUCAGGCGGGUGGAGAUGGUGGUGUUAGGCUUGAGGAUGUGCCGACGGAUGCGGAGGAAAUGCUGGAGAAUCGGGGCGCGUUUUGUGAUGUUAGUGCCGGGGCGGAUCGGCCGCUGCGGGUUGGGGAGGAGACGCUUUUUGUCAAUGGGAGUAUUAUGACGGUCGCGUAUGAGGCGAGGAAUGCGCCGUGGGUGGUGGAUUUGGAGCUUCCUGUUGCUGGGGGAUAG